Molecule: messenger RNA, 379 nt
Organism: Chlorocebus sabaeus (green monkey)
Lineage: Eukaryota; Metazoa; Chordata; Mammalia; Primates; Cercopithecidae
Source: RefSeq, a predicted model, not a curated record
AUGUGGAGAGCCUACUCUGACAUGAGAGAAGCCGAUUACAUAAAUGCAGACAAAUACUUCCAUGCUAGAGGGAACUAUGAUGCUGCCCAACGGGGACCUGGGGGUGUCUGGGCCGCAGAAGUGAUCAGCAAUGCCAGGGAGGAUAUCCAGAAACUCCUGGGCCGUGGUGCAGAGGACACGCUGGCUGAUCAGGCUGCCAAUGAAUGGGGCAGGAGUGGCAAAGACCCCAAUCACUUCCGACCUGCUGGCCUACCUGAGAAGUACUGAGCUUCCUCUUCAGUCUGCUUUCAGGAGACCUGGCUGUGAGACCCUCAGGGCAGGGACACAAAGCAGGGAGAGGGCACACAAUAGGUAUCUAAUAAAUACUUAAGAGGUGGAA